Messenger RNA from Botrytis cinerea B05.10, 1738 nucleotides. RefSeq lists its product as hypothetical. NCBI's taxonomy places the organism in Eukaryota, Fungi, Ascomycota, Leotiomycetes, Helotiales, Sclerotiniaceae. Gene Ontology annotation, cellular component: nucleus. The transcript has 7 exons. The coding region runs from base 716 to 1159 and encodes 147 amino acids. Gene Ontology annotation, biological process: protein polyubiquitination; ubiquitin-dependent protein catabolic process. Gene Ontology annotation, molecular function: ubiquitin conjugating enzyme activity. The record is from RefSeq and is a predicted model, not a curated record.
GGAAGGGAAAGAAGAGAGAGCAAAGAAGUCACGUAUAUUGAAUGAAUGGCAGGUAUUUGAGUGGAUUGGUAGCAUGAUUUGAUGAUACAUUGCCUACCCAGGUAAAUGUGGUUGUUGGCCGCCUCCUCUUCCAUCCACAUAUCAAUGGUCGGUCAUAACUGCCACAGCCACCAUCCACUCCGUGAUUGCUCAUGAAUUGCAAAGGGUUAACCAAUACUUAGUCAUCUUCAGAGAGAAGUGAAUCAGUUUACCGCUGAAUAAUUAUAUUGAAUACUGCACUUUUGCCGCUUCUUUGCAGCCCACGUUGAACAAGAUAGGCCAAGGCACAAGGCAAACCAAAAGCAAAGGCAAAACGACGGCUGGCUGCCCAAGAACAUUCACCAUACGGUUGUUAUCUCACACAGACAAGAAAGACUCAGGCUCAGACUUGCGACUUCUUCUCGAUAAAUAAGUGAACUUGCCUACUUGAUCUUACAACUCAAAUUUCAAAAAAAAAGACAUUCCAUCUUUAAAAGGACCCUUCCUCUUCUUCCUAUCUCCAAAGUACCUCCUCGUACUCAGCAUUCAAAAGAACACUCGCGGCUCUCUCAACUCGAAAUCCCAGCCCACUUACUCACCAGUCCAUUAAACUACUGCAACCUCGAGAAAUUCAUCAACAUACUCGACAACCCUUCAUACUACACAACACCCUCCACACCAUAAUACAUACUUCAAAAUGGCUUUGAAGAGAAUCAACAAGGAACUCACAGACUUGGGCCGUGACCCUCCCUCAUCAUGCUCUGCUGGCCCUAUAGGAGAGGAUUUGUUCCACUGGCAAGCUACCAUCAUGGGUCCUUCUGACUCGCCAUAUACCGGAGGUGUCUUCUUCCUCGCCAUCCAUUUCCCUACCGACUACCCAUUCAAGCCUCCCAAGGUCAGCUUCACAACUAGAAUCUAUCACCCAAACAUCAACUCCAACGGAAGCAUCUGUUUAGACAUCUUGAGAGAUCAAUGGUCCCCAGCCUUGACUAUCUCUAAAGUCCUUUUGUCCAUCUGCUCUAUGCUCACCGACCCCAACCCCGAUGACCCACUUGUUCCAGAGAUCGCACACGUUUACAAGACCGACCGAUCUAGAUAUGAGGCCACAGCCAGAGAAUGGACCCGAAAAUACGCCAUUUAAAUUACCUACUAUAACCUUCAAAUUACAUACGACAAAGCAUGACGGAUCGGAAUAAUGGAUGGGUUGAUGAAUUUCCUCUGUGUUCUCUCUAUCUCUUCUAUUCUAUCCUAUUGCGUAAAGGAUUUGCUGGCGUCAACGAAACUCGAUGAAUGGACAACUUUUUGGUCUGGGUUUACUUAGGUACUUUACUCUUUUACACACGAAAUACAUUACAUGGCAGACUUGUAAGCGCUACUGCUGGGGGGAAUAUUUUGCGAUGGAUUGGGUCAGAAAUUGUGGGAGGGGCGAGAAAGAUUUGUCGUGGAUAGAUAUCGGGGGAAUGCAAUAUGAUGGAUGAAUGGAUGGGUGGUGAUGGAUGAUAAAUAAGGGAUGUGCUUAGGGAAUUAGAUGAUCAUGUUGCAUGAUGAACGGGUUGUCGUCGUCGUCACCGCCUUUUUCUUACUAUUCCUCCUAUUCAUUGAUAUUCAGGUCCAUAGCAUUACUCGGAGCUUUUUCUUACUUUGUGGUUCGCUGUUCCUGGUUUCGUGAUGAUACAUUCUGGAAGGGGGGAGUUGUGAAUGAGUGAAAUUUUGAGUGUGA